UUUUUAUGACCAACAAGUUUUAUAUAACGUGGGAGUCAGUGCAAGAAUAGUGCUACUUCUUUUUUCUCUUUUAUGUUUUCUCAAGAGUUAUGGCUUAUGAAAUGCAUGAUUUGAUCUAAUCUUUCCAAGUGAUCCUAUAGACGCUUGACCAUUUCUACUGCCUUAUUUUUCUCAAUAUGAUUUAACAGAAUAAAAAACCCAAGUCCUUCCCUACUUUCUAGUUUCUUCUUUUUUGUUCUGUCUGUCUGUCUAUUUUCAUGGAGAAUUAUACAUGGAAUCCACAGAUUCAUUGGUGAUAAAGGCUCCUAAGAAAUCUCCAUUAGUUUUGAGAUUGGUGGUGUUAGCCUUUGCUAUGAUCUGCGGAGUUUACAUUUGUUCCAUAUGUUUAAAGCAAAUAGGGCCACACACAACAGCCAAAAUCUUAAACUUCGAGAUAUUCGAUCAGCAAUGCAAUAAAUCAGACAUAGAGCCAUGGGAACUUCCUUAUGUGCAUUACCCAAAACCCAAUACAUUUAGCAGGGAAGAAUGUGCUUGCAAUCCUGUAAGAUACUUUGCCAUAUUGACGAUGCAGAGAUCCGGAAGUGGAUGGUUCGAGACAUUGUUGAACAGUCACAUGAAUGUUAGCUCUAAUGGAGAAAUCUUUGGGAAAAAAGAAAGGAGAGCUAAUGUUUCUGCAAUUGUGAAAACAUUGGAUAAAGUAUAUAAUCUUGACUGGUUUAGUAGUGCUGCGAAGAACGAGUGCAAUGCUGCUGUUGGGUUCAAAUGGAUGCUUAAUCAGGGCGUGUUGGAACAUCACAAAGGUAUAGUGGAAUACUUCAAUGAGAAAGGAGUUCAUGCAAUAUUUCUAUUCAGAAGGAAUUUGCUCAGGAGAAUGGUAUCUGUGAUUGCAAAUUCCUAUGACAAAAGUAAUAAACCACUCAAUGGAACCCACAAAUCCCAUGUUCACUCAGCAGCAGAGGCCAAGGUACUUGCAAAGUACAAGCCAAAAAUAAAUACGACCACAUUAAUAGCUGACCUGAAGCAUGUAGACGACAGAGCUGCGAGGGCAAUAGGAUACUUCAAGAGCACUCGCCAUAUUGUGGUUUACUAUGAAGAUGUCGUAGGUAACAGCACGAAACUAAAAGAAGUUCAGGAGUUUAUGAGGUUGCCUUAUAGAGAGCUAACCAGCCGUCAAGUUAAGAUACAUAGCGGCAACUUGUUGGAUCAAAUUCAGAACUCGGGUGAGGUCCAGCAAGUACUCAAAGGAACAUCUUAUGAGAGUUUUCUUCAAUCAGACUAUCAAAUGUAGUAUUUCAGCAGUACAUAGAAAAUUUAUUUAAACAAGUUUUUCCA
Molecule: messenger RNA, 1332 nt
Organism: Ricinus communis (castor bean)
Lineage: Eukaryota; Viridiplantae; Streptophyta; Magnoliopsida; Malpighiales; Euphorbiaceae
Exons: 6
Coding region: 272-1288 (338 amino acids)
Source: RefSeq, a predicted model, not a curated record